AGGGUUCAGUUUUCAGUUGUUCACUUUCGUUUGGAAUGCCCCUACAAAGAACGUUUUAUAAGUGACAUGUUGUAAUCUGGUGACUGUCGGCGUUGUUCUACUUGGUUGGUCGGUCUGCGUUUUUGCGCACGCGCACUUAUUAUAUACGGAAGUUUUGAACCAAGCUGUGUAACUAGUGUCUGAAAUGUACAGUGUAUGAUCACGCGAUGUUUCUGCUCAACUAAUGAUCGACGCUAAUUUUAUGUUCAGUUUACUGUUGUUUUUUUCCUAAAUAAAACUAUUAUAGUGCGUUGAUAGUCACGAAUAGGUCAAAUGUGGGUCAUUUUAGGUCGGCCAUAAACCCACGAAACGCUUCAGCGCAGCGUCGACAAUUUUUACGUACACAACAGCGCGAGAGUCGUGCUGCCAUGACACCUGCUGAAGCAGCGCCGAAGAAAAAACACGUUCGGUUUGCCAGGAUGGAAGAGAACAUUGACCGCGACGAACAGGAAGAGGAUACCCUUUUCGACAAGCGUAAAGACAAUAAGGAGGGGCUGAAAAGUGCUCUGAAGGGGGGUAAAGGGGUACUGAACCCAGGGUCCGAUCAGGUUGAUGUAAUUCGACCCGGACGGAGCCAGAGCAAUACUGGGACAUGCUGGCGAUGGCUGGUCAGCCUUGUGCUUUGCGCAUCGUUUCUCGGACUGGGAAUGGCCAUUUCUGUAUUGGGCCCUACCUUUGAAGACCUGGCUAUCAAUGUCAACAAGAACAUCAGUAAUUUAUCCUAUAUAUUUGUGGGUCGUUCAUCAGGAUACAUUGGAGGCUCCCUGUUAGGAGGGAUCCUUUUUGACUGUGUGAAUCCCCAUCUGCUUUUGGGCUUCUCGUUGUUAAUCACAGCGUUUGGGAUGUCUGGCACUCCCUUCUGUAAAAAGGCUUGGCUGCUCACUGUUUUGAUGUCCAGUGUGGGGGUUUCAAUGGGAAUUUUAGACACAGGUGGUAAUGUUCUCAUCCUGAACACAUGGGGAGAGCAGGCUGGGCCUCAUCUGCAGGCUCUGCACUUUAGCUUUGCUGCUGGAGCCUUUGCCUCCCCAAUCAUAGCCAAGCUGCUGUUUGGCCACCAUUCUGACAACGACUCCAUUAACACUCCUUCAGUGUCUGGCCACGCCUCUAAGACCUUCUUGCCAUUUUCCCAUCCAAAGAGCGCUCCUUUAACAUCCAUGUGGGCCUACAUUGUGAUUGGUGCUUUUGUUUUAUUUGUGUCACUCUUCUUUUUUAUCCUGUACUCCUGCAGUUCCCCCAACUCAAAUAGGGCAAAGACACCCUCAGGGAAGCAGCUGUUCUCCAAACAUCACAACACACUUAUAUUCCUGCUGUCCGUGUUCUUCUUCUUCUAUGUUGGAAGCGAGGUGGCGUAUGGUUCCUUUAUAUUUACCUAUAGCAAGGACUAUUCUGGUAUGAAAGAGGCUCAUGCAGCAGGACUGAAUUCGCUGUUCUGGGGAACGUUUGCAGCUGGUCGUGGUCUGGCCAUAUUCUUUGCGGCUUGUCUGCGCCCAGGCACCCUGAUCCUGCUGAGUCUAGUGGGCACCACACUUUCCUCACUCUUGCUGUGUCUUUUUAGCCAAAAUUCCACUAUGCUCUGGACCUGCACUGCCCUGUAUGGUGUCUCUAUGUCUACCACCUUUCCCAGUGGGAUUUCAUGGGUUGAGCAGUACACAACGGUGACAGGGCGCUCAGCUGCAGUGUUUGUGGUGGGUGCAGCUCUUGGAGAAAUGGUUCUGCCAGCUCUGUUGGGCUUCUUACUGGGGCAGGUGCAGAAUCAGCCAUUGCUGAUGUACCUGGCACUUUGCACAUCCACCUUCACUUCUAUCCUGUUCCCUGUCUUGUACAAACUAGCGUCACCAGGAGGGGAUGCCACCUUACGGAAAAAGUCAGGGAGACGCACCAAGGAUGCUGAUGACAGUGAGUACCGCCAAGCACUGCUAGACAAUGUGGAGGAAGAGGAACAGGAAAUUGAAAGUGAAGCUGACCAGUGGAAUGAUGCAGACUUUGAGGUGAUAGAGAUGGAUGAUGCCAGCCUGUUGAGCUCUCCUUCUAAAGCCUCAGUGCCACCUGAUAUUGCAGCUAGUGAGUUUGCUGCUCACUCAAUGGCCACCCCAUUGUCAGCACCCUCAAGAGACACUGCAGCCCUGACCUCUCUGUCUAACACUCCGUCUUUUCCCACAGACUCUCCCAGACGCAAACUCUUAAUGUCCCUCAACAGGGAGAAGAAAGACUAAUUUAUUGCACUAUGUCAAAGAUGUCUCAGACUUUAGCCCGGAACUGAGAAGUGGCUGCUAAAUCCUGCACACCACAUCAACCUGAAGCAUUUUUUUCCCCUUUGGUGAAAAGAUCACACUAGCCAGUUGAUUUGCACUUUCCAAAUGCCAGUUGCAUGUUUGAUGGUCCUUAUGGAAACACACCACUGUACAGGAUUAUCUGUAAGAAGUUUAAUUAGCAUAUUGGACAUUAACUGAGAAUUGACCUGUCUUUGAAGGUCAGCCUUAUUAUUGGACACCAAUGUAUAUUAGGAUUAUAUUAAGAUAUUGGACUUCUACAGCUCUCCUCUCAUUUGUUAUUGUUGAUUGAUUUACCUUAAAUCAAAGGUUUUUGUACAAUUGUAACCAGCACAAUACACUAGUCUUAAGAACUGUGAACUAAGGCAACAUUUUUUUGUAUUGUAUGGUUAGAUUGAAUGUAUAAAGUUUCAUUAAUAGUGA
Messenger RNA from Megalobrama amblycephala (Wuchang bream), 2732 nucleotides. It is a transcript of the gene slc60a2b, whose product is annotated as major facilitator superfamily domain containing 4B. The record is from RefSeq and is a predicted model, not a curated record. Bases 408 to 2252 code for a protein of 614 amino acids. NCBI's taxonomy places the organism in Eukaryota, Metazoa, Chordata, Actinopteri, Cypriniformes, Xenocyprididae. The transcript is spliced from 4 exons.